This is a messenger RNA of Liolophura sinensis, 760 nucleotides long. RefSeq names its product DNA-directed RNA polymerase III subunit RPC10-like. Gene Ontology annotation, biological process: termination of RNA polymerase III transcription; DNA-templated transcription. The coding region runs from base 171 to 509 and encodes 112 amino acids. The record is from RefSeq and is a predicted model, not a curated record. Gene Ontology annotation, molecular function: nucleic acid binding; zinc ion binding. Gene Ontology annotation, cellular component: RNA polymerase III complex. The transcript has 3 exons. NCBI's taxonomy places the organism in Eukaryota, Metazoa, Mollusca, Polyplacophora, Chitonida, Chitonidae.
CACAGAAGAGUUACAUUGGUUGCAUGUGUGUAUAUCACACGCUGUUUAACGCUUUGGACUGUGAAAUAUGUUGUUAAAUGCGGCUUAGCUAAAUAUGAAAUGUUAUCAGCAGAUUGAUACAUCCACUAAAAUCAAGCUCAUUUGGCAGGAUCUUUCCACGUUCGUCUUGAAUGACCGUCACGAUGUUGAUGUUUUGCCCCACGUGCGCCAAUGUGCUGGUGGUUGAGGAAGGACAGAACUGUUACAGAUUCGCCUGCAACACGUGCCCUUAUGUACAGAAUAUCUCACAGAAGAUGUCCAGUCGGAAGUACCCCAAACUGAAAGAAGUAGACGAUGUGUUGGGUGGGGCAGCAGCCUGGGAGAAUGUCGACUCUACAGAAGAAACUUGCCCAAAAUGUGAGCAUAACAGAGCAUACUUUAUGCAGAUCCAGACACGGUCUGCGGAUGAGCCAAUGACAACAUUUUACAAGUGUUGUAAUCCGGAAUGUGCCCAUAGAUGGAGGGAAUGAUUGGAUAAUGUGUUCACAGAUAGAGGGAAGGAUUGGACAAUGUCUCCAUAGAUGGAGGGAAUGACUGGACAUUAUGCCCAUAGAUAGAUAGAAUGAUUGGAUGGAGAGAAUAAUUUGAGAAUGUGCCCUUGAAUGGAUGAAAUGAUUGGUGAAUAUAUACCCAUGCAUAAAGAGACUGAUUUGACUAUAUCACCAUGUAUGGAUGAAAUGAUUGGUGAAUAUAUACCCAUGCAUAAGGAGACUGAUUUGAC